Messenger RNA from Panicum virgatum (switchgrass), 879 nucleotides. RefSeq names its product monothiol glutaredoxin-S5-like. NCBI's taxonomy places the organism in Eukaryota, Viridiplantae, Streptophyta, Magnoliopsida, Poales, Poaceae. The record is from RefSeq and is a predicted model, not a curated record. The transcript has a single exon. The coding region runs from base 80 to 535 and encodes 151 amino acids.
GGGGGGGGGGGGGGGGGCAGAGACCCUGCAGCUGCGACGUCAAACUCGAAGCACGUCGGGGGAGGAGGUGGGGGGAGUAAUGUACCAGGCGAUCCCCUACAGCAGCGCCCGGCCGUGGCUCAUGCCGGCGGCCGAGGCGGGCGUCGUCUCCGUGAAGCCGGAGCCGGCGGCGGCCACCGGCGCGGAGGAGCCCGCCCGGCCCGACGCCGCGGCGGGGGACGACGACGGCGGGCGGGCGGAGGUCGAGAGGGCCGUGGCCGAGAGCCCGGUGCUGGUGGUGGGGCGCCGCGGGUGCUGCCUGAGCCACGUCGUGAAGCGGCUGCUGCAGGGGCUCGGGGUGAACCCGGCCGUGCACGAGGUCGCUGACGAGGCCGCGCUCGCCGGGGUCGUCCCGCCCGGCGGCGCCGAGGCCGCCGCGCUGCCCGCGGUGUUCGUCGGCGGGAAGCUCCUGGGCGGGCUCGACCGGCUCAUGGCCGUCCACAUCUCCGGCGAGCUCGUGCCCAUCCUCAAGAAGGCCGGCGCCCUCUGGCUCUAAUUCAACCAGGCGUGUUUCUUUCUGUUUCUGCCUUCCAGUCUCACAGAAAAGGGCCGUUGGAUCGAGAGUAUUACAUCACACCGCGGCGGAUGAUGAUCAUGUGCUGUGCUAGGACUUUGUUCAAUUUUUCUCUUGAUUUAGGGGAAGCAAGAAAGAAAAUGAUAAUUCCUAAUUCACAUAAUUUUAUCCCGUAAUAGGCUUUGUUUGGUAGCGUGUGUGAUGCGUGCUCGCUUCUUCCAUCAUGCAUGUGAAUACGGAAGACGAGAGAGAGGGACGUUUGCCGCAUCUGUACAGUCGUUUCCGUUUCAGAUUUUAAUGAGGAUGAGCUGUCCAGUUUCCCAUUU